Funneliformis caledonium is the source of this 162-nucleotide messenger RNA. NCBI's taxonomy places the organism in Eukaryota, Fungi, Glomeromycota, Glomeromycetes, Glomerales, Glomeraceae. The record is from the annotation of a GenBank genome assembly.
AUGGAAGAAAAUGUCAAUUUUGACGAUUAUGUACAUAAAGAAGAAAAUCUGACCAUGAGAGUGAAUUAUCUUCAGUUAAUUGACAAAGAUCGUGAUAGCAAACAUGUAGAAGAACCUUAUACGACAAAAUUCCUCCCAUUGAGAACCAUUAAUCUGAGGUGA